AGUCAAUUGCCCCCUUCUCCUUAUUAUCUCUUCGUUUAUAUUUUCCUCUCUUCAAUUUCCUACAUCGUCUCAACACACAAACUCACUCUCCUCUCUCUCUUUCUUUCCAUUACCAAGAAUUUCCUAUUCCCCCUCUUUCUCUUUCAACAAAAACAAAAAACUGAAACAUGGGUAGAUCUCCUUGUUGUGAGAAAGAACACACAAACAAAGGCGCAUGGACUAAAGAAGAAGACGAGCGUCUCAUCAAUUACAUCAAACUUCAUGGUGAAGGUUGCUGGAGAUCUCUUCCUAAAGCUGCCGGUUUACUGAGGUGUGGUAAGAGUUGUAGACUUCGAUGGAUAAACUACUUGAGGCCUGAUCUCAAAAGAGGAAACUUCAUUGAAGAAGAAGAUGAACUCAUCAUUAACCUCCAUAGCUUACUUGGAAACAAGUGGUCUCUAAUCGCUGCAAGGUUGCCUGGAAGAACUGACAAUGAGAUCAAGAAUUAUUGGAACACUCACAUAAAGAGAAAGCUUUAUAGCCGAGGAAUCGAUCCUCAAACUCAUCGUCCACUCAAUUCAGUCAUCACUUCUACACCUAAGAAAAGAAGCAACAAUAAUUCAAGCUCCAACAACACAAAUACUACUUCUACUGCUGCAAACGACAACGUUGUUUUUCAGAUAAAUAUGCAAAAAACAAAGAAGCAAGAAGUUUCGGAGUUAAUUGUGAUGAGUAACAUAAAUAAUGAAAAUGAAGAUUCAAAUAGUAGCAGUGGUGUAACGACGGAAGAAGUUUACCCAGAACUGAAUCUCGAGCUCUCCAUAGGCCUUCCUGCACAACAGAAUCCGAUUAUUUCGAGUUCUUGUAUCAAAGUAAAUGAUGAAUCUUCAAAUCAGAAAAAAAAGACUGGGGUGUGUUUGUGUUGCAAUCUAGGUUUUCAAAAUAGCCAGGCGUGUAGCUGUAAGCCCAGGGCAAUAGCAACUAGAAUAAUUACACCUCAAAAUAAUCUUUACAGAUAUUACAGUUCGCCCUUGGAUUCUUGAAAUUUAGGCCAAACUUUUGGUGGUCACAUGAUAAUUUGUGGUGGAAAAGAAAAGAA
This is a messenger RNA of Pistacia vera, 1078 nucleotides long. RefSeq names its product myb-related protein 308-like. The coding region runs from base 168 to 1022 and encodes 284 amino acids. NCBI's taxonomy places the organism in Eukaryota, Viridiplantae, Streptophyta, Magnoliopsida, Sapindales, Anacardiaceae. The transcript is spliced from 3 exons. The record is from RefSeq and is a predicted model, not a curated record.